Lodderomyces oxycetoniae is the source of this 813-nucleotide messenger RNA. RefSeq lists its product as uncharacterized. Bases 1 to 813 code for a protein of 270 amino acids. The transcript has a single exon. Lineage: Eukaryota; Fungi; Ascomycota; Pichiomycetes; Serinales; Debaryomycetaceae. The record is from RefSeq and is a predicted model, not a curated record.
AUGUCAUUAGUAUUGGAGAUUACUUGCACCAACUUGAAAUUGGGAUAUCUGGGUACAACCAAGCCCGAUCUUCUAUCGAUAAACUAUGAACAUACCACUUUGAAACCACAGCUACCUCCACAGUAUGAAUUGAAUGACCAUGCAUUGGCAGAGGAAGAUCGUAAGGAGUUGGUAAAGCAAUUGGAUCCUGAGUUACGGAUGUUAUUAGAUGAAUGUGGAAACAUACAGGGCACCUGGUUACAUUUGCGAGAGGAGAAGUUGACAAAGAAAUUAUUGCAAAAGCUUAUAUACAAUGUGUUGUUUCGGAACUCGUACUCUGCCAAGCGCAUCUUUAUAGUAGAUCAUGAUUUUUCUGAAAAAUUGAAGCGAAUAAUUUAUGAAAUAUUCCGAGAGUUACGGGCAAAGUCUAUUAUAUACUUGCCAUUUUCAGUACUUGCAGUACUUGGGAGCGGACUAAGGAGCGGACUAGUUUUGAAUUUUACAUUUGAAGUUUUGAAAAUCCAGUCUGUUAUUGAUUUGAGGGUUGUGGAUCGAAUGGAAGAAAUAAAGGUCAACUGUUUGAACAAGUCAGAGGAACGUUAUUCGCUUAUUGAGGAUCUAAUCAACAAGAUAAUACAGAGGUCGCCUAUUGAUAUACGGCGCUGUUUACGUGAGAAUAUUAUUGUUGUUGGAGACGAGUCAAACGCUAGCCAUGAUAUUGACCUAAGUGAGGAUAGAAAGAGAUUUGAAACGCGAUAUAGUAAAGGGUGUUGGAUAGCAUGCUCGCUUUACUCGCAAGUGACUACAAAAUGGGAAGACUACAAGCCGUAUUAA